Messenger RNA from Thunnus maccoyii (southern bluefin tuna), 1823 nucleotides. RefSeq names its product fibroblast growth factor 19 (gene fgf19). Gene Ontology annotation, cellular component: cytoplasm. Lineage: Eukaryota; Metazoa; Chordata; Actinopteri; Scombriformes; Scombridae. The record is from RefSeq and is a predicted model, not a curated record. Gene Ontology annotation, biological process: animal organ morphogenesis; cell differentiation; positive regulation of cell population proliferation. Bases 332 to 988 code for a protein of 218 amino acids. Gene Ontology annotation, molecular function: growth factor activity; fibroblast growth factor receptor binding. The transcript is spliced from 3 exons.
ACCAAGCAGAAAUUUUCAUCAUUAAAGCUUCAAAAUUUCAAAUUCUUCCACAAUAUCUCCAGCAGGGAGGCAGUUAUGAGUAUCAGUGUCAUUUUUUCACAGACCAGAGAGGGGCUCGGGUUGGGGCUCGACCGGGGCCAAUGAGCUAUGAUCCAGUUGGAUGUCGUGCAGGGGUGUGUUAUGGUCUGCUUCUGGGAACUGGAUUUGGGAAAGAGGGUUAUCAGCAGCUGAUAAGGGUCAAAUUUAAAGGCUGGGUUGAGAUGAGACUACCUUACUUCACACUGGAGUGGGGGGAGCAGCAACAGAGCGCUCACACAGGGUUUGAAGAAUCAUGAAACCGAGAUUGGUCACUGUAUCCGUUGCCAACCUGUUUUUUGCUAUGGGACUUGUUUGCAUGCCUCUAUCGGAUCAGGGGCCCCACAUCGACCACGGCUGGGGCCAGGUGGUCCGCUUCAGGCACCUGUACGCCGCCAGACCAGGACUGCACCUUCUGAUCAGUGGGGAUGGGCAGAUCCACGGCUCUGCGGACCAAACUCAGCACAGCCUGCUGGAGAUCCGUCCUGUGGAUCAAGGCUGUGUUGUCAUCAGAGGAGUAGCAGCCGCACAGUUUCUCUGCAUAGAGGGCGAUGGGAGACUGUACUCAUCGGUAAGGAUUUCAUAUGACAAGCACACCUACAGCAGAGAUGACUGCACCUUCAGGGAGCAGAUCUUGCCAGACGGAUACAACAUCUACGUAUCUGACAGACAUGGAGCGAUGCUCAGUCUGGGAAACCACCGGCAGAGGCUGCAGGGUCGAGACCGCGGCGUCCCAGCUCUGGCCCAGUUCCUCCCCAGGAUCAGCACCCUGGAUCAGGCCUCAUCCCCAGCACUGGAGGUCCCAAACCAGCCAGGGCAGAACACAGCACAAACAGAAGAACCUGUGGAUACCGUGGAUUCCUUUGGAAAGCUCUCUCAAAUCAUUCACAGUCCCAGCUUCCACAAGAGAUGAGAUAGCAGCACUGAGACACCGGUAAAUGGAUGUUUCCUGGGGUGUCCUGCUUUGUCUGAAGCCUCAGACUGCAUGUUGUAGAACCAGGGACCGACUGCAGGUCCAGCCUGCUCCAAACCCAGAGAGGAUGCUAUGACAUCCUGCCAGCACUGUCCAGUCAGAUAUGACCGAACAGAAUACAAGUGCAGAGUCCUGCAGAGUGGAGAGUGAUACUCAUACUGUGCUAAUGUUUCAUCCUCUCACUAUCAGUAACAGUCCAUGCAUUUACUGAACACCUGGAGAGUGCAGCUCUUUCUUCCUGGAACAAAGCUCAGAGAGGGAUGUGUUUGACAUUCUGGUUUGUUUGGAAUAAAGAGAAGGUGGCAUGAUCUGUAACAGUGCAUUAACAAAGAAUACUGCUUACAGAAACUGUGAAAAGGAAAAGAAUGGCACAAUAAUAGUCAGGCAGCGCCACAGCAUGAUAUUAAAGGAACACUCAGACAUUCUGCCAAGUAUUGCCCUUUCACACACAGAAAAACACAUUUAUAUCCCAAAGUGUUCCUUUAACUCAACAAGAAUCUCAUGAUAUGCUGCUUCAUUGAACCUAAGAGGGCUACCUGCAGAUCAGGAUGUUGGUAAACUUACUGCUUUAAAACAUUACUGUAGUUCACUUUAAGAUGACUUACAAAAAAAAGACGGUAUUGUCUUCUUGCUGUAGAAUAGUAUUGUUGUAUUUAUUGUUUAUUUAAAAUGUCCAGCAGUUUGAAUGUGUACCCUCUAUUGAAGGCAUUGUGUUAGUGUUGCCUGUUUGCCUUGUUUGGUAGAAAAUGUUUUGGAAUAAAGUCAUCAUGAUAAA